AUGGCCUGUUGUCAAACCAGUUUCUGUGGGUUUCCCAGCUUCUCCACUUGUGGGACCUGUGGCCCUAGCUGCUGCCAGCCCAGCUGCUGCCAGCCCAGCUGCUGCCAGCCCAGCUGCUGCCAGCCCAGCUGCCCACCCACCUGCUGCUGCGGCCCUAGCUGCUGCCAGCCCAGCUGCUGCCAGCCCAGCUGCUGCCAGCCCAGCUGCUGCCAGCCCAGCUGCCCACCCACCUGCUGCCAAACUAGCUUCUGUGGCUUUCCCAGCUGUUCCACUGGUGGGACCUGUGGCUCCAGCUGCUGCCAGCCCACCUGCUGCCAAACUAGCUGCGGUGGGCUUGGUAGUGGCAUUGGCUGUGGCCUGGAGGGUGGCUCUGGAGGUAUGACCUGCCGUGUCAGGUGGUGCCGCCCAGAUUGCCGCAUUGAGGGCACCUGCCUGCCCCCCUGCUGUGUGGUGAGCUGCACUCCCCCAACCUGCUGCCAGCUGCACCAUGCCCAGGCCUCUUGCUGCCGCCCAUCCUACUGUGGACAGUCCUGCUGCCGCCCAGCCUGCUGUUGCCAGCCCACCUGCUGCCAGCCCAGCUGUUGUGAGCCCACCUGUUAA
Messenger RNA from Chrysochloris asiatica (Cape golden mole), 600 nucleotides. RefSeq names its product keratin-associated protein 1-3-like. The record is from RefSeq and is a predicted model, not a curated record. Gene Ontology annotation, cellular component: keratin filament. The coding region runs from base 1 to 600 and encodes 199 amino acids. The transcript has 2 exons. Lineage: Eukaryota; Metazoa; Chordata; Mammalia; Afrosoricida; Chrysochloridae.